This is a messenger RNA of Aureobasidium subglaciale EXF-2481, 1354 nucleotides long. RefSeq lists its product as uncharacterized. The record is from RefSeq and is a predicted model, not a curated record. NCBI's taxonomy places the organism in Eukaryota, Fungi, Ascomycota, Dothideomycetes, Dothideales, Saccotheciaceae. The coding region runs from base 249 to 1226 and encodes 325 amino acids. The transcript is spliced from 2 exons.
CACACUCUUUCGACGGCCUGCCUUCUCUUAGUAGCUAUGCUUGCACAAACCAUAAAGCCAUUUCAGCAGUUGUUGUCGACGCACUACUAGAAGACCAGGCAUGACUGUAGAUCAUCUUCUUGAUCCCAAGCCGAGGUUCCUCGGCCAAGAAAUGGCGGGGGAUCUAUGACCUGGCGUAACACCUUCCAGUGUGCAUCUUGCGGCCUCCUUUCUCGUGAUACACGACCAACCAGACAGCUCUGGGCAUCAUGUAUCCCUUUUCCGAUGCCACUACCGUCACCUCAACUGGGACUCACACGUACACCGCAAACUUCAUCAAGGAUUACUGCAUUGGCUCAGUCCCUCAUGGCGGAUACAUCACUUCCUGCUUCAUGCGCGUGGCCGAGCUGCACUUCGCCACGACCCUGAAGAAGCAGAAUCAGCCGCAUACCAUGUCAAUGCAUCUGGAGUUCCUUCGACGUACCAGCAUCGGACCCGCACUGUUCAACGUCAGAGAUGUGAAAAUAGGCAGAGGCACCUCAGUCAUCCAUGUAACGCUCUUCCAGGAGGGAGGUGACCGCGAAGAAGUGGCCGCCUACAUCACCAACAGUAAUCUCAUCACAGAGGAAGGCACAUCCUUCCCUACAGGCUGGAAGCUGGAGCCGGCGCCACCUAGUGCCGACGUGCGCGCCCUCAAAGCUGGUACUGACGAUACGUGGAAAGAGCAAAAGUCCAUGCCCUUCGCCAUCUUCCGUCGUGCCAGUCAACACGUCAACUUCUACUUCCCCAAGCAAGGUCAACGUAUGCGCAGUCUGGCAGACCAAUGGAUGUGCUUCAGCAAUGGCGAGCGGUUUACCAAUGCCAGCUUGGGCUACGUUUCCGACAUGUUCCCCCAGAUCCUCGAGAGCUAUCGGACAGGCAGUGACCCCUAUGCCGUUGAGCCUUUGCGUGACGCCAAGGAGAUAAAUGAGCUGGCUGCUCAGCAAAAGGGCUUCUCUUCCGCUUGGUAUCCGACCCUCUUGUUGAACCUCGACAUCAAGAAACUGCUUCCAGAAGAAGGUGUUGAGUUUCUGUUCCUGAGAGUACGCGCAAAGCAAAUCAAGAAUGGCAGAUAUGAUCUGGAAGUCAUCAUCAUGGACGAUGGCGGAGAUAUUGUCGCGCUGAGCCAUCAUGUCUGCAUGGUCAUGUCAGCUCAGAGAAACCUGCAACCAAGAUCGAAGCCGGCAGACAAGCCAAGUAAGCUCUAAAUGGUUAUGCUCUAUGUGUAGAAUAGUGUACAUGCCAAUUUAGAAGUAUUGUCAUUGUACCGCAAAUCUCCAAACGUUGCGUACAACCCUCUUGCUGUCGAGGUUGGAAGACCCACAGAUCAUUUCUU